AUGAGGAGCGUGGACGCCUUGUGCGCAACAUUGCUGGUCACGUCAAGGAUGCCAAAGAAUUUAUCCAAAAGAGAUGUGUUCAAUUCUCUCGAGGCAGCUAAAAUACUUUUAGAAAGAGGAGCGAAUCCUAACGCUCAGACUACCACAGGAGCCACACCACUUCACGUUGCCUCACGGUUCAACAAUCCUGAAAUUGUCAAACUUCUACUUUCCAAGCAAAUUACAGACGUAGAAUACCGAGAAAGUAUCAUGUGCACACCACUACAUUAUGCCAGUUCUUAUGGCCAUCAUGAAGUUGUACAGACCCUGAUAGACCAUGGGGCUGAUAUUGAAGCAUGCGCACUAGAGAACUUCACCGUCUUGCACACUGCUGUGAUUGGAGGAAAUGCACAAGCUGUUUCUGCUGUUAUUAACGCAGCUGUGCAGCGGUACAUCAAAUCACCGGUCAGCGUUUUCGCACCACAAAAGAUCGACAGCGAGUUCGUUCGCUUCAUCAGUGCGAAAAACGAUUCAGGAAACACGUCACUUCACUUGGCCAUCAAGAGCGGCAACCUUGAGAUCGCUAAACUGACCAUCAACUACAACGUCGAUCCAAAUGCUCGUACGAACUUGAACCAGACCCCUCUACAUAUAGCGGCCAUGUGUGGCCAAUGGGAGGCUGUGGCGAUGCUUUUAAGUGCCCAUGCAGAAGUGAAUUGUCAGGAUGAGGAGAUGAAAACUCCCUUGCACUACGCUGCGUCGUUUGGUAAUGAAGAAGUCAUAAAACACCUCUGGGAAAACGGCGCUCAAGUCAACAUUCAAGACGUCAACAAAAUGACACCAUUUCUUUGUGCAGUCGCCGCUGGACGUUUAGAAUGUGGGCGCCGUUUACUAGAAUACGGAGCUGAUAUUUCUGCUUUGGAUGCACGUGGGAGGUGUUGCCUUCAUCUUGCCGUAGAGAACGAGCAAGAACAAUUAGUAACUUUGUUAGUGCAAAAUAAAGCACGCAGUAAGCUUGUUAAUCACUCUGAACCAAGGAAAGAAAGAACCCCACUUCACUGCGCCGCCAUUACCGCGAACACUAAGAUCCUGGAGCUGAUUCUAAAGUGCAAACCCAACUGUACCCUCAAAGACGUGAACAGGAAGACUGCCCUUCAUCUGGCUGCUGAGUCAGGCAAGGCACGGUUCGUUGAGAUGCUGGCACGCUCAGGAUUGACAGCCGUGUUUGACAGAGACGACACGCUGAGGACACCGCUACAUUACGCUGCCAUGAAUAAACGAAGGAAAGUCUGUAUGGUAUUGCUUCAGUUCGGAGCUGAGAUAGACUGCCAAGAUCAACACCGCUGGACACCAAUAAUGUGGGCGGCAAAGAGUGGUGACCAGGCCACCAUGGCACUUUUCCUGGAACGAGAAGCACAGAUUGACCGCUCAGACAACGAAGGGAACACACUCUUACACGUGGCCUGCAGCAAUGGUCACGUAGAUGUUACUAAGCUACUCCUUGACAACGGAGCCGAAAUUUUACUCAAUGAUGACAAAAUGAGCUGUUUGGAUUGCGCAAUAGAACAGCAAAAUAGUGACGUUGUCAUGGCAAUAGUCAAGCACAACAGGUGGGAAGAGAUCCUUCGAAUCAGGAGCUGUGAUUCUCAGAAUACAAUGUCGUCUCUGAUACAACACUACUCCGAGGCAGCCGAGGCGGUCAUGGAUCGUUGUGUCCAGCGGUCGCCCACAUCAACAACCUACAACUUCCGCUACCUUGACCCAGGCCCCGACGACUGCAGUGGACUGAGAAACGACCGGUACAUAGGCUUAGCUGAUAUGAUAAAAUACAAGCGUCAAGACCUUCUCAUCCAUCCUCUAGCGAAAAAACUUCUCAACAUGAAAUGGAAAAACUUUGGGAAAAUAAUCUUUAUCUUCAAUAUUUUGCUCUACGUCUUCUUUUUAAACAUGCUAUCGAUUUUCUUAACUACGCAACGUCGAAAACUUAUCGUCCCACGACAAGGAUUUAACGUAUCGCAAGCGUCAGACAGUCUUAUGAAUGACGACAAAUUUGGUCAGUUGAUACCCAUAUUGGUGACAGGGAUUGCAGUGUUUCACAUGUUGAAGGAAGUGUAUCAGAUAUUCAAUCUAGGGCUACGAUACUUCAAGGACGCUAUUAAUCUACUUGAAUGGUGUUUGUAUGGCACGGCCUUCAUUUUUAUGCUACCCUUUGUGAGCAAAAGUGAUUGGCUGCGGAGUCAGCCCAAGGUUAUCUGGGAAAUUGGUACGUGUUGUGUAUUCCUUGGCUUCGCAAACCUCAUUCUCUUCCUUCGCGUCUUGUCCAAUGUUGGUUUAUUCGUCACCAUGUACUUGGAAGUCGUCAAGACGUUAAUCAAAGUCAUGUCUCUUUUCGUGGUAUUCAUCUUGGCCUUUUCUCUUGUCUUUUAUAUUUUGUUUAGAGAAGAGGACGCCUUCGAAGAUUUCUACAAGUCCAUUGUCAAGACAACAGUGAUGACAGUUGGAGAGCUCGAUUAUGCAACGCUACUGGUUGAUGGACUUAAUGCGAUCAAUGAAAAAACUGGAGCGAAGCAAGUUCCAUUUCCUGAACUGUCGUUUGUUUUCUUCUAUAUUUUUCUUCUAGCGAUGCCGAUAGUUCUGAUGAACUUACUG
Messenger RNA from Actinia tenebrosa (Australian red waratah sea anemone), 2628 nucleotides. RefSeq names its product transient receptor potential cation channel subfamily A member 1-like. Gene Ontology annotation, biological process: monoatomic ion transmembrane transport. NCBI's taxonomy places the organism in Eukaryota, Metazoa, Cnidaria, Anthozoa, Actiniaria, Actiniidae. Gene Ontology annotation, molecular function: monoatomic ion channel activity; protein binding. The record is from RefSeq and is a predicted model, not a curated record. Gene Ontology annotation, cellular component: membrane; transmembrane transporter complex.